UGUGUGUGUGUGUGUUUGUGUGUGUGCAUGUUUGAGAUACCUACAUAACUACAAGGAGGUUCAUUUCACAUUUGAUAACGAAGACAACACAGCUUUCGACAAACCCAGAGAACUCGAGCAUCUGAGCAUCAUGGCCGCCACAGCUGUAGUUAUCCAGCAGCAGCCGAGGGCGGUGCCGAUGGUCACAGCGUGGAGUUCAGGACUGUGCCACUGCUGCCAGGACAUGGAUUCAUGCUGUUGUGCGUUCUGGUGUUUUCCCUGCUUCGCCUGCAGAACCUCGUCUGAGUUCGGCGAGAGUUUUUGUCUCCCUCUGGUGGAUUUUCUUGGUCCUGCAAUAAUGGCUGUUACAGGCUUAGGGGUGUGUGUUCCUCCUGUCACUCUGUCCAUGAGGGUGGCCGUACGAUACAAGCACGGGAUCCCGGGCAGUUUGUGUGAAGACAUUCUGGUCUCCUGUUUCUGCAUCUGUUGCUCGUGGUGUCAGAUGAACCGGGAGAUCUUACACCGGAAACGGACAGAUGCGGUGACCAACGGGCAGCACGUGCCCUUCACCACCGUCACCACCACCGUACCUACAAUAGUGACUUAGUCGUGAAUUUAAAUCAGAAUUUUCUCAGACUUGAUGAGAAACUAAUUGAAAAUUGGGUCCUGAUAUCAGUGGAAGAUAAAAUAAGUGGUAAAAAAGUGACUAAAAAAAAUAUAUAUACGCUUAACAUGGUUCUUUAGGAGUAGAAUGUAAAAACUUAUAUCGUAUUAAUAAUUCAUUAAUAAUGAUCAUUGUUUUUUUUUGUUUGUUUGUUUGUUUUUUUUUUUUUGGUUUUUUUUUUCUUUCAAUGCAAAUCACUUUGGACCCCAACACUGCUGCAGCUCAUAAAUUAAGAUGAUUCGUGUCUAUUA
Tachysurus fulvidraco (yellow catfish) is the source of this 894-nucleotide messenger RNA. RefSeq names its product placenta-specific gene 8 protein-like. The record is from RefSeq and is a predicted model, not a curated record. The transcript is spliced from 4 exons. The coding region runs from base 131 to 586 and encodes 151 amino acids. Lineage: Eukaryota; Metazoa; Chordata; Actinopteri; Siluriformes; Bagridae.